CUGAGCCCCAGUUCGAUAAGAGUUUAUCUGUAGUUUUUACAGAGCAAUUGGCUUUCUAGUUCCACAAAGAAACGAUGGAGUAUUGGAGGCAGUGCGCGCUGUGGCUGAUCAGUUGCAAGGUGCUGCCGCCGAACCACCGGGUCACAUGGGAAACAGCACAGGUAUUCGAUUUGGCCCAAACCCUUCGGGAUGGGGUCCUUUUGUGCCAGCUUCUAAACAACCUGCGACCCAAGUCCAUAAAUCUGAAAGAGAUCAACCUCCGGCCGCAGAUGUCACAGUUCCUCUGCCUGAAGAACAUUCGGACAUUCUUGAAUGCCUGCUGGGAAAUAUUUGGCAUGAAGAAGAAUGAACUGUUCGAGGCGUUUGACCUAUUUGAUGUCCGGGACUUUGGAAAGGUGAUGGACACCUUAUCCAGACUUUCACACACAGAGUUUGCACAACAGGCAGAUAUAAGGCCAUUUCCAACAGAGGAAAGUUUGGGGGAUGAAGAUAUAUACAAUGACCUAGAAGACUUGAUAGAUAAAGAUCUAGUAGAUGACGAGGAGGAGCUGUAUGACAGUGUGUACGACGAUGACGGAGUCUACGACGACCUGAUGAGAACUGAGGCAAUACCCCCACCGCAGAAGCAGACGGAAACUGAUAUCCGAAGCUGCUGUGUGGCAGAGAUUAAACUCACAGAAGAGAAAUAUACAGAGACUCUGGAGUCCAUAGAAAAGUACUUCAUGACUCCUCUCAAGAAGUUCUUAUCACCAGGAGAAAUAGAGAAAGUGUUCAUCAACAUUUCAGACCUGGUCAAAGUGCACAAAAGCUUAAUGCAGGACAUUCAAGACUCUAUUCUCAACAAAGACGCACAGAACCUCUAUCAGAUUUUCAUAACUUAUAAAGAAAGACUACUUAUUUAUGGAGUGUACUGCAGUCACGUCGAAAUAGCCAUUGCUGUAUUGGAUUAUAUCUGCAAAGAGAAGGAGGCUGUACGACUCAAACUGGAAGAAUGUUCAAAAAGAGCAAACAAUGGGAAAUUUACGUUAAGAGAUCUACUUGUUGUUCCAAUGCAGAGAGUCCUGAAAUAUCAUCUUCUUCUACAGGAAUUAGUCAAGCACACCCACAACACCGCUGACAAGAACAAUUUACGGAUGGGCCUAAGCGCCAUGAAGGACCUUGCUCAGUAUGUUAAUGAAGUGAAGAGGGACAAUGAGACCCUGCGGGAGAUCGAUCAGUACCAGAGAUCCAUCGAAAACUUGAAUCACUCUUUACGGGACUACGGAAGACCCAAAGGUGACGGGGAGGUGCGGGUUGCAACGGUCGAUAAACGGGCCAAGCAGGACAGGCACAUAUUCCUCUUUGACAUCGCUGUGAUUGUGUGCAAGAGGCGGGGCGACAACUACGAGAUGAAAGAGGUGAUCGACCUCAACCACUUCAAAAUCACUAACAACCCCACCAUGGACAAAGAAAACAGAAAGUGGUCCUACGGGUUCUACCUCACCCACAACCAGGGGCACACUGGCUUUGAGUUCUUCUUCAAAACCAGGGAGAUGAAGAAGAAAUGGAUGGAGCAGUUCAGCAUGGCUCUAUCCAACAUCCGCCCAGAAAACGCUGAUAACAACUUCCAUCAGUUCAGGAUGCACACUUUUGAGAGGACCGCAUCCUGCAGCUCCUGCCACAUGCUCCUAAGAGGGAUUUUCAACCAGGGAUACAUGUGCGCCAAGUGUGGGGCAGGGGCCCAUAAAGAGUGCCUGGGGAGAUUUGGCAGCUGUGGGAAGUCAAGCCUGGAAUCCGGGACUUCAAAGCUGCAGCAGAAAGGAUUUGUUUCAAAAAGACGGAUUGAUCCAGGCCUGCCGAAGAUGCAGGCGAUCCGUGAGUACUAUGGCAUCCCCGGUCCCCUGAGCGGCCUGCCACUCGCCAUUCAGGAUGGUGACAUCAUCGAGCUCAUCUGCGCUGAUCUGCACUCUUCCUGGUGGCAGGGUAAGAACCUAGCGACGAAAGAAGUUGGCUUUUUUCCCAGCGAUGCAGUGAAGCCUUGCCCAUGUGUCCCGAAGCCUGUCGAUUACUCCACCCAGCGGUGGUUUGCGGGGGCCAUGGAGAGGCCUCAGGCAGAGGCUGAGCUGAUGGACAGGGGAAACAGCACCUACCUUCUCAGGCUGCGGUCCAGGGAAUGCACGGAAUACGCCAUAAGCAUAAAGUUUAACAGUGAGGUGAAGCACAUCAAGAUUUUGACCAAAGAGGGCCAGUUCUACAUUGCAGAGAACAGGAAGUUCAGGAGUAUUUUGGAGCUGGUCGAGUAUUACAAGCAUCAUUCUCUGAAGGAGGGGUUUCGGACCCUGGACACCACCCUGAAGUUUCCUUAUAAGAGCCCGGAAAACACAGAAAUUGGAAUUCAAAGAACCAAUGGGUCGAAUGGGCUGCUGCACGGGCUUUCUUUAGCUUCUCCUGAUGGCUUCAGCUUUGUUCCUCCCUCUUCUGCUCCUUUCUGGUCAGUGUUCACUCCAAAAGUGAUGGGCUUUGCCUUAGCCCGUUACGACUACAGCUCCAGGGAGCUGCGGGAGCUGUCUCUGCUGGAGGGCGAUGUUGUGAAAGUCUACAGCAAGAGUGCAAACGGCUGGUGGAAAGGGGAAGUCGACGGCCGGGUGGGCUGGUUCCCCUCUGCUUACGUGGAAGAGGAGGACUGACCAAGCCCAGGGGCUACCUGACCGUUAUUCCCGUCGAGAGUCAACGCCGCACAGCUUUCGCAAACCAGGGACAGCGAAAUUGAGGGAACCCUCCGGCGGCCUGUACUCACAAAUGACUGAGCAAGCCUGCUCUGUAUUCAUUGACAAUCAUUCCGGAUGAGACCCCAAAAUACAGAUUUGUCUUGUCGCUCAGCCCGACCCACUUGCAGAAGUACAUUCGCCUUUUUUGUUUACGUUUCAACAUGGCCACUCCCAACCCAACCCCCCCAGCCAAGGGUUCUUAGGAUGAGACAGAAUUGGGGGAAAAGCACUUCCUAGGAAAUACAUUUUCUUCCAGGUUUACCUCGCAGACACCUCCCGCUGUCCUGCUCUUCUUGCGUGUCCUACUUACCCGGGUCGUUAUUGAUGGCCUCGCCUGUCCGCUCUGUUCCCCCUCGAACCCGAGGCCGCGGGCUGGAACGUCGCGAGCGAUUUAACACGCAACUGUACCCCCCGGACACACGAGGUCCCCGCAGCCCCGAAUCCGCGGUCCCGGGGCGGGGCGGGGACGAUCGGAGAGGGUCGGUUAGCGGCCGAUCGCCCCUAUCAUCUUCCUCCCCCCUUUCAGCGCAACGGAGUCGAUUCUUCACGGUCGCACUCACCUCUUCCCCGAGAGCCGGGCAAACAGAAAGCCGGUCUGUUUGCCAUCUCGCUCUGUUUAUCUGGUAGCCACAUUAUGUGCGAUGUGACGGUAACAAUGUGCUAGCUGCUGAUAGAAAGCAAACACAAUCAGCCUGACGUCCCCACAAGCAAUAGUACAGCACGCCAAGCACAGUGCCGGCAGCUUGAAAAUAAUGACAUCUUCCCAUUAGGAGGGAAUACCGUUAGCUGUAGCACAGCGCAUCCCUAAUCCUACAACAAAUAGGAUUUGCUCAAAUUUAUUCAGUGCUGUUUGCUAACAGAAAAGUUGUGCGCUAUGGCAUGACUUAAGGUUACACUCACCCCGAGGUGGUAAACCCAGGUUCAGAAAGUGCUGUUAUGUCUUCCCCAGUAUUUUGGCUGCUAUCACCUGGAUUUGCUAAUUAGCACAAUUCUUCAGCCAGGAGGUAGAAUUCAUUAGUGAGUUCUUGGGUGGAAGGAAUACACGGCAGAUUUGUUUUAUUUUCUGACACCUGGAAUUUCCACCUCUGCACUUACCAAUUGAGGUAUUAUUUUCAUAACAAGGAAAAUGUAAAACCCUUCAGUGCAGUAAGACAAGGUGUUCUACUGGCUUUUGAUUGACAGGUGAAUGAACUCAGCUGGGCAGAACUUGAUAUGUUUCCAACCAUUCAAUGUGAAAUUUCCAGGCAGCGAUACAACUCUUGGUAUCCUUUCUGGAGCCACUGGCAGCAGGAGAAAGCUUUAAAACUAAUGCAACUCUUGGACAAAUGUAUUGGAUGCAAAUAGAUGUACAGGUAGACAUACACGAACACACUUAUGAUAGAUAGAUAUACAUUGGGGUCCACAAGUACGAUACCAAUAGUUAAAAUGCUUCUAUUUUGCAUUGUUUUCUAAUUUAAUAUAAACUUUUUCAUUAUGGAUUAUAUUAUCAGCAUAACAAUUUGAGUGAAAAGUUGAAUCUUUACAUGAAUUACAUAAUCUUUGAAUUACAUUAAUUUCAGAAUUUCUUCUUCUUCUUCUUCUUCUUCUGUACUCAAGCAGCCAUGAAGUCCUCAAAUUGGUGCAAGACCUGAUUUCCCAGCAUUAUUUGACAGUGUUCCAAAGAGCAUCUUGUGAUGUUACUGAAUGCUUGGCUUUUGUCAGUCUUCAAGUGCCCCCAUAAAUGCUCAACGGGGUUGAGGUCAGGUGAUUGUGGAUUGUCCAGCACUUCUUGCUCUUCUUUGCUCUUCGAGUAGUUCUUGCAAAGCUUUGAAGUAACUUUCAGUUUAUUUCCAGGAUUACGUGAAACAGCCCUGAUUUUCAAUGUGGUCUCAGACUUUUGGAUCCCACUGUAAAUAAUGAGUAUCUGGUUUAAAAGUUACUUAACUGGUAGCUGUGUAUAAUAUUGAUAGGAUGUAUAAGUUGAUUUGUGGCCAGGUAUUAAGUAUGCUGCCUGAGGGAGAGUACACAGUCUGAGAAUGCAUUGUGGCAUUGGAACAUACUGUACACAGCAGUUCGCUUUUUUGCUCCUAAGGCUAUUUAUUCAGGUUGUGUGGUUUUAGCAGAAUACAUUUAUUUCUUCAGCUCUCAAGGGUUUUCCCGAUUUCUUCUUUUUUUUACAGGUAUUAAAUAUGAAAUAAGCUUCCAGUUUUCCUUGGGAAAUAAUUCCUUUUUUGUUUGUGUGCAUUUGUCUAGAUUGGAUGUUGUUAAAUACGUUUUAGACCCUUCCUGAUGAGGGCAGACCAAGAACCAAAGUGAAAUCAUGUUGCCCAGUCACCAGUUUCCUGUUGUAUUGUUUGUAAUAAAACUUUUUAAUAAUUUAUUAUUUUCUAACAGGACAAAUAGUCCUUAUAAUAAAGCGCAACCCUUGACUUAUGACAUAUCUUGUUCAUGUGUUUUGAUCUGGAGAGAUUGAUGCCAGAGUAAAUAACACCUGAUGGGGAAGGCUAGUGGAUCUCAAUGACGGUGAUAAUGUCCGGUGCCUCUAAUGUGUGUGCAUUGGGUAAAAGGUGUUCUCCUUUCUGAAGGACAGCGCACCAUAGCGUGGUUCUCAUCAUGUGAUUCGCUGCUCAGGACUUUUGGGGGUGGGGUUGGACCGUUCUGAUGUUUACCUGCAGUGGCCAUGGCAGCUGCCAGGAGAGGAGGCUCACCAGGUCUAGGUGGAAAGUGUGGACAGCGUUUGCCUAAUGCGCAUGACCGCUGAAUAUUGUAUGCCGUGAACUGCUUCACUGUUACUGCUCACAUACAUUUUCCCCAAAACAGAUAAAUUCAGAAUUUAAUAAAAAUGUCUCUACUUUCUUGGUGUUUUGCCUCCUGUCAUCUGAUGAGAUGCAGAGACUGCAAUAAAAUAUGGUGCUUCAACAAUAUUAAUAUUCAGUGGUGCUGCAUUUGCAGAGGAAGUUUAAGGUGACAAGACCAAUUGCACUGAAUGUACGCAAUGAGGAACCAUGUUAAACUUUUGCAUUAGAUGUUUUUGUUCAUAACAGUGUAACAUAUUUUCUUAAUAUUUUGCUGGGAGAACAAAAUGUAACUGAUGUUCUUUUAGCUCAAAGGGUUAUCUGUAAUGUUCUGUCACAUAAAAAAAAGGUGAAACUUU
This is a messenger RNA of Conger conger (European conger), 5880 nucleotides long. RefSeq names its product vav 3 guanine nucleotide exchange factor b (gene vav3b). Gene Ontology annotation, biological process: intracellular signal transduction; regulation of GTPase activity; cell migration. Gene Ontology annotation, molecular function: protein binding; guanyl-nucleotide exchange factor activity. The coding region runs from base 75 to 2666 and encodes 863 amino acids. Gene Ontology annotation, cellular component: cytoplasm; plasma membrane. The transcript is spliced from 28 exons. The record is from RefSeq and is a predicted model, not a curated record. NCBI's taxonomy places the organism in Eukaryota, Metazoa, Chordata, Actinopteri, Anguilliformes, Congridae.